GUGGCACAUUGCAGGAUUAUCCCUUGGCCAUUGAGAAACACUGGUUUGGUCAGUCUUACGUCCUCUCUGGGUUCAGUUUAGCCACAGAGGUCAUAGCCACAAAUAUAACAUUUUAAAAAGCAUCCUUUACCAUCCAGUUGAACCACGACGAAAGACAGAUCUGGACCACAAAGUAACACAUCAGCAGGGAGGUUUUAUGGAACUGUGGAUAUAAUUUCAAAUUCUGGGAGUCUUUUUUUAUUUUUCCACAAUGGAACCAAACAAGUGCAUGAGGAACCCCGCUCUACUGCAGAGGACACGUUUGGUCUUUAGCGUGUUUUGCCACAUCCAGGAAAAUGUCUGGCUCCUACGAUGAAAGUGCAGGUGCUGACGACACUAUGGACAGCUUCUGGGAGGUAGGGAACUACAAGCGUGUUGUCAAGAGAUUCGAUGAUGGCCAUCGGCUUUGCAAUGACCUUAUGGGCUGUCUUCAGGAACGUGCCAAGAUAGAGAAAGCCUAUGGUGAUCAGCUAACUGCUUGGUCCAAGAGGUGGAGACAGCUCAUUGAGAAAGGCCCACAGUACGGCUCUGUGGAGAGAGCCUGGCUGGCUGUGAUGACUGAGGCAGAGAAGGUGAGCGAGUUGCACCAGGAGGUGAAGAACGGCCUGCUGAACGAGGACGUUGAGAAAGUGAAGAACUGGCAGAAGGAAGCUUAUCACAAGCAAAUGAUUGGGGGCUUCAAAGAGGCCAAAGAGGCAGAGGAAGGCUUCAAGAAGGCUCAGAAACCAUGGGCCAAAAAGCUCAAGGAGAUGGAGGCAGCGAAGAAGACGUACCAUAUGGCCUGCAAGGAGGAGAAGCUGGCUGCUACCCGAGAGGCCAAUGGCAAGACUGAGGCCUCCGUCACACCAGACCAGCAGAAGAAACUCCACGAGAAAGUGGACAAAUGCAAACAUGAUGUGCAGAAGGCGAAGGAGAAGUAUGAGAAGUCACUGGAUGAGCUGAGCAAGUGCACCCCCCAGUACAUGGAGUGCAUGGAGCAAGUGUUUGACCAGUGCCAGCAGCAUGAGGUCAAGAGGCUGACCUUCCUCAAGGAGGCCUUGCUGGAUAUCAAACGCCAUCUCAACCUCACCGAGAACCAAAGCUAUGCCACAGUAUACAGAGAACUGGAGCGCACUAUCCUGGCUGCAAACACACAAGAGGACUUGAAGUGGUUCAGCAACAGUCAUGGCCCUGGGAUGCAUAUGAACUGGCCUGCGUUUGAGGAGUACAACCCUGACCAGGCCAACGCUCCGCCCAAGAAGAAGAAGCCAGAUGGUGCCCCACCCACUCCUAGCACUGACCAUGUGGCUCCACCUGGUGACCGUAGCAGUGUGAGCAGCUAUGAUAAGAACCAAGCUUACUCGACUGAGUGGUCCGAUGAUGAGCAACCUACUGCGUACUCUGGCAACGAAAAUGGUGGCAACGGAAACUCAUUUGAAGAUGAUUCAAGCGCUGGGAGAGGGGUCCGCGUGCGAGCUCUCUAUGAUUAUGAGGGCCAGGAACAGGAUGAGCUGUCCUUCAAAGCAGGUGAUGAACUGACCAAGACUGAGGAUGAGGAUGACCAAGGCUGGUGUAGAGGUCGCCUGGACAAUGGCCGAGAGGGACUGUACCCGGCCAAUUACGUUGAGCCUAUCUAGUCACAUUACUGGACAAGGACACGCCAUUGGAGGCAGCUUGAACUGUCCCAUCCAAUUGCACCGCACAUAGCCAGAGACUUAAGAGCAACACAUCCCUUGCCCAACUGAUGCGCCAAGCAGUCUUGCCUAAAUAAAAACUUAGUAACAUAAAAGACGAUAUAAUCAGUAUAAUAUAUUUUAUCCAGCAUUCGGGGUGGGUGGACUUCCACAAUUAAAAACAGGAGCAGCAGUUAUUUCAGUAUAUACACACUCAAGUAUAACAUCAAGACAAUGCAGGAACACAUUUUGCUUCUCUGUGUAGCUGUGUUUAAUAUAUAAUGCAGCAUAUCUAAACUUGCAGUACACUGCAGUAUGUUCUCUCGUGAAAGUGGGAAGAUAAUAUAAUCGACUAUACCCAUUCUACAAAGACAAGCUUCUUACCCUGCAUUGUGUAUAUACAGUAUGACGCCAUUUUUGUGUAGCAUUUCAAUGCUGUGUGGUCAGUCGUCAUUCUUACAUUGGGAAUGCUAUGUAGUGUUAAAAGUACCACAAACUGUAUCCUCCAUUUUUGUUAUCCUUGUUUUUUUUUUUUCUUUGUGAUUUGGUCCAAUCCCUUUUCAAGUGUGUGCAGUGCUGUGUGUUUUAACUGUUUCUGAGCUGGCUUGCAUAGCAGCAUGCGCUAUGCAACUUGCAUUCCCUGAAUCUUGUAGCCAUGUUUCGGCUACAACGUGAUGCAACACUACAACUACAAAUGCAGAGGACCACAGUUCAUUUUUUUUUUUUUUUUUUUUUUUUUUUUUUGAGCAUCACUUGCUUCUGGACAUGCACAUACCUCUGUUUUCAUAACAAGAAGCUUGUUGGUGCACAGAUUUUUUUUUCUUACCAUUGAGAUUUUUUUUCUUAGCAUCACAAUCCAAACCAUCCUCAUGAUUUCCAUAGAAAAGAUAUAUCUGCAAUAUCUUGAACUGAAGCUUUCAUUCUAGGUUCAGCAAUUCAGGUUUUGAUCCAACACUGCUAACAAGAAAUACAUUAUUGUUCAAAUGAUGCAUUUGCUCAGAUUUAGCUUGGAUCAAGUCAUUCUCUUGAGGUAAUCACUACAGUAUAGGAGAAGAGUUUUGGACAAUAUCUAUGCCAGGCACUUUUCUUUCAGCGAGAAGGCCCAGAGGAGCCGUGUUUAUAAGUUACUGUGCUUACAGACCCUUGUCUGACGAUUGAAGCCUCUCCAACAGGACUUGAAUGUACUAGUGUGUGGGCUUGAAAGGGCAUGUUGUUUAGAUAUUGUCCUCCGCUGUCAUUUAAAGCCCUGCCUAGCAAAAAGCACUAGUUAUGUGGCCCGUUUCCCUGCUGAGCCAAAGAAUGACCCAAUACCAUCAGCUCACUCUUCUUCUCUCCAUGCAAUAACACACAUAUCGCAUAGCAUUGUGACAGAGCUCCAGCGAAGAUCAACUUGUAGCUGCUUUCCACCAGUCUGCCCAAACUUCAUUUGUUCACAAAACACUGUGUAAUAACACAGGGAGCACAUUUGUCACCAGUACUGUGCUGUACUUGAUAUUAGUCCUUGAAAUGUACAGUACAUUAUACAGUUAUUUUUAAAUACUUAUCUUGCCACAUAGAAAUUAUAUCUCAAGGAGGGAUCACGUUAAUCACCUUCUGAUGAACACAUUGCGACAUGUGGCACCUAAAUCUCGUGUUAAAUGAUUAUAUGGGAGAGAUGCUCAGUAUAUCUCAGUUGUCCUAAAGUUGUUACAUUUCACUGGACGUGACAGGGGUAAGAUGUGUUUAGCUCUGAGUUUAGAACAGAAUUUAACAGGUUUGGGUCUUGCACAGUAAGAGAGAAAACACAUAACCAGCUCACAAGUUGUGUCUUAGAGUAAGAUGUCCAGCCUAGCAAAAAGGACUCCUAUCAACAAACUAUCCCACAUUCUCUAUCCCACAUUCUCACAUACACACACACACUCGCACACACACACACACACACACACACACACACACACACACACACACACACACACACACCUACAAACACACACGAUACAUGUGACAACAUGCAAGUACAAAUGCAGAUCAGCAUUACCAGGUUGAUAUUUUGGGGGAGACCAUAUUCAUCAUCCAGUGUGUAUGAGUUGUGUAAAUGUAAAAGAGAAAAAGAAAAAGAACAAAAAAAUAAUAAUAAUGAUAAUAAUAAUGCAAGUGAUUGAAUAUUAAGACAAAAUGUAGUGUUAUACAUGUAAAUGUGUUUCAUUAAAAUAACAGCAUUGGAAAAACAUAUUGAGUAAUAGGUACCAUAUCGUAUGAAUUUCAUUGCAAUGGAAUUGUCAAUGUACCAUAUAAAAGCGUGAUGUUAUCCCACGCUGUCAGAUUUGUAUAUGAUGAUGUAAUUUAAAGAUUAUAUUCUAUUGUAACUGUACAACUGUGUUGAGUUGAAAAUGAAACCUAACUAUGUUGAGGCAGUAAAAAGGUGUAUAUGUAAAUGCUUUUUUAUGUUGAUUAUCUCUUCCUUAUGCACACCAGGGGGCAACAGCUCAUGUUGUGAAAACCCUAUAUUAGCGGUCUAGAAGAUGUAUGUUCAUAGUUAGUGAUGUACUUUUAUCUCCUAACUGGUGUAGUGCCUGUUCAUCUUAAUGUAACAAAAAGUUCAUUUAAAUAUGCAUAAAGAUGAUUAUGAUCACUGAUAAUAAUGAUGAUAGUGAUAAAAAACUGAAUCCAAUUUGUUGUGAUGGUGUCAAUAUUGCGAUAUUGGUUUGAAAGGGGAACAAGUUUGUUGAAAAAAAAAAAAGGUUAGUGUCUGUGUGUUUAUUUUUUGGACUGUACAUGUGAUUUUGGUACAGUACUAUGUAGCAGAAGUGAUAAUAGUGGAGUUUGUUAUAUCCUGUUUGUGCUUGUUUGAUUGCUUCUAUGAAGACGGCACUCGAUAAAUUCUUGUUUUAUUUUAGACACAUAGAGAACAUACAGCAAACCCAGAGAAAAAAACAAAUAAACUGUAAGACUAUUCAUCAAGGGAGGUUUAAUAAAAUAUUCACUUGUAUCAGCAUUGCUCUGCAACAUCUACACAUUCUCAACGCCCCCAAAUAGGAAUAACAGGAAUACAGCAAGUGCCAUUCUUAGAGAGGAUUUACAGCUUUUCCACAUAGAUGCAGAUUUUAAAAAAAGAUAAAAUUGGCUACAUUUUUGUGACCUUUCAAGUAACUAUGCAUUGCAUCAUUCUGAAAUGUAAAAUUUGGCAAACCCUACAUACAAAAAAAAAAAAAAAAAAUCCCAUUCAGUACUGCUGAGAGUAUGAUAGGCAGGAAUGCAUAUUUUAUUAGGCAGUCUUUACAAUUGAAAUGAAACAACAAAUAAAAUUAACAGAGAGCUUCA
Molecule: messenger RNA, 4991 nt
Organism: Myripristis murdjan (pinecone soldierfish)
Lineage: Eukaryota; Metazoa; Chordata; Actinopteri; Holocentriformes; Holocentridae
Gene: pacsin1a
Product: protein kinase C and casein kinase substrate in neurons 1a
Exons: 10
Coding region: 336-1655 (439 amino acids)
Biological process (GO): plasma membrane tubulation; neuron projection morphogenesis; cytoskeleton organization
Cellular component (GO): endosome; cytoplasm; plasma membrane
Molecular function (GO): phospholipid binding; protein binding
Source: RefSeq, a predicted model, not a curated record